Mercenaria mercenaria is the source of this 2344-nucleotide messenger RNA. RefSeq lists its product as uncharacterized. The coding region runs from base 1 to 1680 and encodes 559 amino acids. NCBI's taxonomy places the organism in Eukaryota, Metazoa, Mollusca, Bivalvia, Venerida, Veneridae. Gene Ontology annotation, molecular function: zinc ion binding. The record is from RefSeq and is a predicted model, not a curated record. The transcript has 2 exons.
AUGGCUGCCGGUAACGAUUUCACAAAAUCUAUCGCUGAAGGAUCAGAGGAGAUUUUCGACACGUGUUGUUCACCGUGUUCAGAAUCCGGAAGGACAAAAGAAGCGGAUAAAUUCUGUGUUGACUGUGGAUCAUAUUUCUGUGCUAAAUGUCUGCUGGAUCAUAACAAAUUCCCGGCGUUAAGAUCGCACCAGAUUUUAGACAAGUCCGGACAAGACAAACAAAAGGAAAACUACGAAACUGGAGUGAGCCUGCCGACAGAGCGAUGUUCAAUCCACCAUGGAAAAUUGGUUGAUAAGUUCUGUAAAGAUCAUGACGAAGUGUGCUGUGCAGCUUGUAUUGCUAUAAAACACAGGGCAUGUGUAAAUAUAGACUAUCUUACCGACAUUUCAAAGGGUAUAAAAGACAGUGCUGAGUACAAGGACACCAAACAUUCACUUCAAAAUAUUCUAUCCAAGAUGAAACAGGAAAGAGAAGCAAGAAACAAUAAACUGAAUGAUCUUGAGAAGCAAAAGAAUAAGUUGUUAGAAGACGUAGACAGCUUCAAAGAAGAACUGAUCAAGAGGAUAAAAGAGCUUGCAGAAACUUCAAAGAAGCAAAUACGUUCGAAGUAUGAAGGAUGUAAGAACGUCAUACAGUCAGAUUUAGAUACUUUAGAUACUGUUAUUUCAACAACGACAACGAGUGAAAAGAAAUUGUCCAGUAAAAACGAAGCGCAAUUGUUUGUGAAUAUUAAAACGAGCAAAGUUUCAAUAAAGGAGUGCGAAGCACUUUUGAGUGACAUGUCAAAAGUUAGGACAAAUGAAGAACUGAAGUUCACGUUAAAUCAAGGCCUGAAGAAAACUCUGGAUUCGCUGGGAUGUGUAGUUGAUGCUGAAGAAGAUAUUAAAGAAUACAGAGCAACAUUGUAUGGAAAAUUCAAGGUUGGUCCACAGCGCUGUGAAAUAACUGGUAUAUGUACCAUGGAUGACGGAACAUUCGUGAUUGGCGAUUGGACACAUUCAAAACUAAAGAGACUGAACGAAAGCUUCACGGUCGAAGAUCAUAUUCAGGUUGAUGGGAGGCCGUAUUCAGUAUGCAGAACAGGUACAAACGAAGUCGCAACAUUUCUAGAUGGUAAGAAUAAAAUACAAUUUGUGUCUUUGGGACAAAGAAUGGAACUGAAAACAGCAUUUAAUAUCGACAGUUCAGAAGUCGGAGUUUCCUAUGAUGUUUUACAAGGUUCCUUGUUGAUUUGCGGCGGAAAUCAAGUUUCUGUUUAUACAAAAUCAGGAGUAUUGUUACAAGCAUACAGUAAGGAAGAAACUGGUGACAAAAUGUUCGUGUCAGCUAAACAAUUGGCGUUUAAUACACAAAAUUUGUACAUGUUCGUCACUGAUGAUAGUGAUGGAAAAAUUAAGGCUUUGGUCAAGGACGGUAAGACCAUUUGGACAUUCAGUGAUCCCAAGUUACAAAGGCCAUGGGGAGUGUGUGUCCUGCCGGGUGAUAUUAUCUUGGCGAGUGGAUUAGCUUCCAACAACGUUUUACAGAUUGACAAAGAUGGCAGAAAAAUUGGAGAGUUGCUAGGAGCUUCAGAGCAGUUAAAGUAUCCGUAUGCUUUAGCUUUUGACAGAAAGAACUCUGGACUACUAAUAGGAAGCAGUUCAAAUAAAAUACACGUGUACACAUUAUCUAGAAUAUAAGGUUUGUAAUACCUACGCACAAUCAAAACUAGUACAUCAUUGACCUUAUGCUAAUGAACACUGACUUCUUAGGAUGGCAAACCAUAUUUCUGCAAAAUAUUAUAGGCAGUUUUGUUUUCGACAAAAUGAAGUUAUUUAAAAAUAGGAGUAUAGGUCUAAGCAGGUUUAGCCAAUUCGUCAUAUCAUAUCAAAUGAAAUCUGUAAAAUGAUCCUUCGGAAGCAAAGAAUGCAACCAAGAAGAAUAAUAGCAGACUCGGUUUGAUUGAAACAGUGGCAUUUCAUUCUCUUCUUCGAACUAGACACACUAUUUUCUGAUGUAUAAACUUUUGAUUAUUUUCAUCUAAAAUGCAAUAAUUACAAUAUGAUUUCGAUGUGUAAAUAACGACCAUAACUGCAUAUAUAUCAGAAUACACAAGUUAUAUUUGUCAAUACUUUGUCUCUCCGAGUUUCUCUCAUUUUUAAACAUAUGACAUUAUAGACACUGGUAUUAUUCUGGUAUUAUUCCUGCUCAAGUCUUUCUAAAGACCUAAGACAGACAGACAGACACAGAUGAACUAAAUUAUACGCUCAUUUUAAGACUGAUAGACUUAAUUCUUACAAGGGUUGGGGAACAAACGGUCUUUGAUGAGCUUGCUGUCAAAUAACUGGGAAAUUAGUUGAUCAA